Glarea lozoyensis ATCC 20868 is the source of this 732-nucleotide messenger RNA. RefSeq lists its product as uncharacterized. The record is from RefSeq and is a predicted model, not a curated record. Lineage: Eukaryota; Fungi; Ascomycota; Leotiomycetes; Helotiales; Helotiaceae. The transcript has 4 exons. The coding region runs from base 1 to 732 and encodes 243 amino acids.
AUGCGUGGCUUCUUUCUGCACGAUGUACGCCCAAUUAGGAGUGUAUUGGCGGUCUUCUUUAUUGGGUGCAUUUUGAGCGUAUCGGCGAGAGGCGUCGCCAGAAAAGACACUCUUCCGUCGUUGCGCGUUAAGACACAUCCUACACUCGAUGUCACCGUUGAACCGGGGGACCAAUGGUACGAAUGUGGAGAGUUUCCUGGCGGUUUAGCGGGUAGUGACCCAGGCGGAUACUUUGCAUAUGAACACGAUACUGAGCUAGAGGUCAAUUGUUGGGAAUUGGAUAACACUGGCGAAUUGUACUUGAAAACUGUCGAGGACGAGUGCUUCAUUCGGGAAUACUUCAUCUUCUACAAUGAGACUCUGGAUAUUACGUACGAGGAAGCUUUACCGCGGUGCAAACCACAUCGACCGUUCCAAGCUUGGUGGGGAAAACCAGGAAACCCUGACACUGGAGGAUCUCCAGAUACGGAUUUAGGACCUUGCUAUCACUGUCCAGAUCGAGAUUGCAACACCUCGGAUGUGGAUUAUUUGAUGCUUCAUGUAUACUGCUGGCUCAAUGGAACGGAUUUUAAUGGCAGCAACCAGUGGUGGCGGCACGCACACCAAAGCGACGAAUAUGAAAAGUGUUACGUCCCAGCAGUGAUCUUUGAUAGAAUAUCCUAUAACGAAACUGGCUCUGGUGGCAGAUGUCCGCGCUGGGACAAGCCUAUGGAGGAGGCGAAACUUAGAUAA